AUGGUUCAGGGUCUUUCAUUGUUCAUCUGCCUGUGCACAGGAUUGGAGGUGGAAAAGCAGAGACACACAAAGACACCCAAACAUCACCACUGUCAGCAAUGUGACAAAGCCUUCCUAAGGCCAUCAUAUCUAAAGAUUCAUGAGAGAUCUCACUCUGGAGAGAGGCCAUACAGCUGUGGCCAAUGUGCGAAAACUUUCACUCAGAAGAGUAACUUAAGCCGACAUCAACGAAUUCACACUGGAGAGGAACCGUACAGCUGUGACCAAUGUGCGAAAACUUUUAUUCAGAAAAGUGAGUUAAACCGACAUCAGCGAAUUCACACUGGAGAGCAACCGUACAGCUGUGACUGCUGUGGAAAGGCAUUUACUCAGAAGAGUAAUUUAAAACAACAUCAACGAGUUCACACCGGAGAGAGGCCGUAUGGAUGUGACCAAUGUGGGAAGCGUUUCGCUCAGAAGAGUCAGUUAAACCAACAUAAACGAAUUCACCCUGGAGUGAAGCCAUACAGCUGUGGCCAAUGUGGAAAGAAUUUUACUUGGAAAAGUGAGUUAAAUGCUCAUCAACGAGUUCACACAAGAGAUAAACCGUACAGCUGUGGCAAGUGUGGAAAGACUUUUAUUUGGAAACGUGAACUAAAUGCCCAUCAAAGAAUUCAUACAGGAGAGCAACCAUACAGCUGUGACCACUGUGGAUAGCAUUUACUCAGAAGAGUCAGU
Molecule: messenger RNA, 717 nt
Organism: Monopterus albus (swamp eel)
Lineage: Eukaryota; Metazoa; Chordata; Actinopteri; Synbranchiformes; Synbranchidae
Product: gastrula zinc finger protein XlCGF49.1-like
Exons: 2
Coding region: 1-696 (231 amino acids)
Biological process (GO): regulation of transcription by RNA polymerase II
Cellular component (GO): transcription regulator complex; chromatin; PcG protein complex
Molecular function (GO): DNA-binding transcription factor activity, RNA polymerase II-specific; RNA polymerase II cis-regulatory region sequence-specific DNA binding
Source: RefSeq, a predicted model, not a curated record